GACAGAGCCAAGUCUAUUUUUAUUUUAAGGUGCUCUUUUUCACAACUAAAUCACAAAUCCAUUUAUAAUUUAAAAUGGCGAGUAAAUUACCCCUUAUUUUCGCAAGAUUACCCAAAUCCAAUGCUCCAAAGAUUUUAUUAAGACAAAAUAAACGCCCCAUGUCAACACUAGAACCCAGCGUAAAAGCGAAAAUGGAUCAAUAUGGGCUUGAAGAUAGUACUCCAGUCUUUAAAAAAAAUGGUACAACUGACAACCUAACCUACCAGAUUACCUUAGGGGCCUGUUUAACUUCUUUAGCUCUAAUAGCCAUGAAUUUGUCUAGAUUCGUUUUCAAGAAGUGAAUCACGUAAACAAACCAAAUUUAGCAAAUGUACAGAAUUGCCAAUAAUAUUAUAAUAU
This is a messenger RNA of Nezara viridula (southern green stink bug), 399 nucleotides long. NCBI's taxonomy places the organism in Eukaryota, Metazoa, Arthropoda, Insecta, Hemiptera, Pentatomidae. The record is from the annotation of a GenBank genome assembly.